AUGGGGAAUCUCCUCAUCGUCACAGUCACCAUCUUCGAUCGGCGCCUCCACACCCCCAUGUACUUCUUCCUCAGAAACCUGUCCAUUGUCGACCUCUGCUUCAUCACCGGCAUCUUCCCAAACGCCGUCCUCAACUCCUUGAUCAACCACAACUCCUUCUUGGGCUGUGCCGCUCAGGUCUUCCUGGUUGUCCUAUUUCAGUUCUUCUAUGACGUCCCCACUGUGCUGAAGAUCUCCUGCUCCGAGGACCAUGACAUCAAUGAUGUGAGCGUCACCGGUGGGCUUGUGUCUUACUCCCCCUCGACCCCGGACCUGCUGGUGUCCGUGUUCUACAGCAUGGUCUUCAAGGCCUUCGUAGGGCAUCUGAGAAGUGAAAAACGAUCCAUUUGGUGCAUGCAAACAAUUUCGAGGUUUAAUUCCCAUAAGGUCUUCAAGGCCUUACAAGAGAAUGAUUUAGGUGGUCCUAUCAUGAUGCUCAAGGGCAUUUUGCAGGAGAUUCCCAAAGUUUCCACGGUGAGGGAAUUCCUCGUGCUGCGAUUUUCAGAGAUCCGGGAGCUGCAAUCCAUCCCCUUCCUGAGCUGUGUCACAAAAGUCUUCUUAGUGGUUUUCUUCGGAGCUGCAGAAUACUUUAUACUCAUGGUGAUGUCGUUUGACCACUACACCGCCAUCUGCCUCCCCUUGCGCUACGACGUCGUCAUGAACAGAGUGGCCUGUGGGAAGAUGGCUGCUGCCUCGUGGCUCGCCUUCUCCAACUGCCUUCUAUACCUCGUCGUCAUCACUCUUUGUGUCAUAACUUGUUUCUACGCUUACGUGAAGCCACCCUCAGAUACCCCUUCAGAACUGGACCUGUUGAUAUCCGUGUUCUACAUCAUGUGCACCCUGCUUCUACACGGUUCAAAGCUCGGUGUUUCCAAUACAAUGGAAGCAAUGUGA
Messenger RNA from Tachyglossus aculeatus (Australian echidna), 933 nucleotides. Its product is annotated as olfactory receptor 8B8-like. Lineage: Eukaryota; Metazoa; Chordata; Mammalia; Monotremata; Tachyglossidae. The record is from RefSeq and is a predicted model, not a curated record. Gene Ontology annotation, molecular function: G protein-coupled receptor activity. Gene Ontology annotation, biological process: G protein-coupled receptor signaling pathway. The transcript is spliced from 8 exons. The coding region runs from base 1 to 933 and encodes 310 amino acids. Gene Ontology annotation, cellular component: membrane.